This is a messenger RNA of Vicia villosa (hairy vetch), 1412 nucleotides long. RefSeq names its product cell division control protein 2 homolog D-like. Gene Ontology annotation, molecular function: cyclin-dependent protein serine/threonine kinase activity; ATP binding; cyclin binding. Gene Ontology annotation, cellular component: cytoplasm; cyclin-dependent protein kinase holoenzyme complex; nucleus. Gene Ontology annotation, biological process: signal transduction; protein phosphorylation; G1/S transition of mitotic cell cycle. The record is from RefSeq and is a predicted model, not a curated record. NCBI's taxonomy places the organism in Eukaryota, Viridiplantae, Streptophyta, Magnoliopsida, Fabales, Fabaceae. Bases 159 to 1106 code for a protein of 315 amino acids. The transcript is spliced from 8 exons.
AAUUCAAAAGGAAAGUGUCCGUUGCGCAACGAUUUUAUUUCCGUUAUUAUAUAUAUUUAUAAAUUCCUGUAAGAAAAUCGCUAAAUUUUCAUUUCUUCAAAAUCACAAAAAACACUCACAAACCCUAACCCUCUCGAUCGCAGCUUCCGCACUUUCAGAUGGAGAAAUCAGGUGGAAUAGGAGUGGUGUUGUCGGCGAAAGAGGCGUUUGAGAAGCUAGAGAAAGUUGGAGAAGGGACUUAUGGGAAGGUGUACAGAGCAAGAGAGAAAGCUACUGGGAAGAUCGUUGCUCUGAAGAAGACUCGGCUUCAUGAGGACGAUGAAGGUGUUCCUCCUACCACUCUUCGCGAGGUUUCAAUUUUGCGAAUGCUCUCUCGCGAUCCACAUGUUGUUAGGUUAUUGGAUGUGAAACAAGGUCAGAAUAAGGAAGGGAAAACUGUGCUCUACUUGGUUUUUGAGUACAUGGAUACUGAUCUUAAGAAAUUCAUCCGUUCGUUUCGCCAAACUGGGGAAAACAUCCCAUCCCCAACCGUCAAAAGCUUGAUGUACCAACUUUGCAAGGGUGUUGCUUUCUGCCAUGGACAUGGAAUCUUGCACAGGGACUUGAAACCUCACAAUCUCUUGAUGGACCGGAAGACAACUAUGCUCAAAAUUGCUGAUCUUGGACUUGCAAGAGCGUUUACUGUGCCACUUAAGAAGUACACUCAUGAGAUACUAACUCUGUGGUACAGAGCUCCUGAAGUCCUUUUGGGGGCUACUCAUUACUCAAUGGCGGUGGAUAUAUGGUCUGUUGCGUGCAUAUUCGUUGAACUUGUCACCAAGCAAGCACUGUUUCCUGGAGAUUCUGAGCUGCAACAACUCCUCCAUAUAUUCAGGCUGUUGGGGACUCCUAAUGAAGAGAUGUGGCCAGGUGUUAGUAAACUAAUGAACUGGCAUGAGUACCCUCAGUGGAGCCCGCAAAAUCUUGCAAAGGCAGUUCCCAAUUUGGACGAGGCAGGACUGGACCUACUUGCUCAAAUGCUCAAGUAUGAACCUUCCAAGAGGAUUUCGGCGAAGAAAGCUAUGGAACACCCUUACUUUGAUGACCUGAACAAAACCAAUCUUUAGGCUAUAAAUGUUUAUUUGCUAAAAUAAACAUUUGAAUGUAGGAAUUCUUAUCAUGCUUCUCUCGAGCGCAUAUCAAAAUCUGUUUUAGGAUGAUUAUUGUUUCAUAAGCCCUUGCACAUGCUACUGUGCUUACAGUUUAAUUUCUACUUUUGUGAUGUUUGUUAUUCGGUUGAAUUUAAUUUUCAACUGAAUUUUAUCUUACUCUAGUAUUCACUAUUGUGAUUGAGAUAUCCUGUAUUUGAUAAACUCUUUCUACCAGAAAGUUCUGUUAGUCUUCUAACAAAUUAAUUAAAUAAGUUGAAAUGA